CCUUGGGGGUCGUCUUGACGGUACAUGCACAUAUUUGUACCCACAUGAACACACACACACACAUUACGCAUUCACGUCGACGUUCAUGUGUGUACCCUGCGAAACACAUGAACACGACCCUCUUGACAUCGAGACACAGUGGCACAAUGCAGACGUUGACGCGCAUGACAGGCACUGUGUGUGUGCGCACACACACACGCGCAUUAACAGAGACGCACUCGCUGUUCUCCGCGACACGUUAACACACCGAAGCGUACACGUGGGUGUACAUGUGAACACAUCGACACACUCGUUCGCCGCCAACUCAGGACGCAUCGACAAAGACAAAGACCCCCCGUGUAGCCUCUAACAGACUGUCGGGGCAAGUGCCGUGAGCGAGCACCUGUGAAGGGCCGGCACCGUGGCAUACGAGGGGGUGGGUGGCCAGCACCACGCCCCAGCGGCGAUGUUUACUACACACCGCUAAACCAGAAUCUGUGGGGAGAUGGCAGCACUUGAAGAUUUGGUGCCACACACAGAGAGGGCAAAUCCACUUACCCAUGGCAUGGACACUGCCUCGCCAUCCCAGCUUGUCCAGCUUCUUCAGGAGUGCGAUUUAGAGAUAUUCCAACGAGAUGACAAAGCAACAGCGGCUGAAAAACACAUGACAUUAUUUGGUGAGUCCACAAUAAGGUUAAUGAGCGAUGUGGCUGCACAAGCAAAACGCAUACUCGAGAACCCGGAGAACAAUGCGAUCGUGCUGAGUGGAUGUGGGACAUCGGGAAGACUGGCGUUUCUUCUUGCGAAAUCUUUCAACAAACUGCUGCAGGACUGUGGACGCUCCCCGUGCUACACCCACGUAAUUGCGGGUGGAGAUAAGGCGUUGAUGACAUCUCAAGAGGCCCAGGAAGACCAGCCCGAGCUUGGAAUACAGCAGCUGAGAGAGGUCACAAUGGAUAAGAAGAUGAUCCUCUUCAUAGGCAUUACGUGCGGGUUGUCGGCUCCCUUUGUAGCUGGACAGUUGGACAUGUGUCUGGCGGAUCCAGGUCGCUUCACAGCAGUGCUGUUAGGGUUCAACCCUCUCAGUCUGGCACGGACAGCCAAGGUGGAGGGCUGGCACUCAAGUUUUGCACAGGUGGCAGAAAGGAUUCACUCAAGAAGCAUCUCAACGACCACCUCCUUCCUUCUCAACCCAUUGGUCGGGGCGGAGGCUCUGACUGGCUCCACUCGCAUGAAAGGAGGAAGUGCGACCAAGGUCGUCUUAGAAACGGUUUUCCUGGCCGCACACACGGCUCUAAACACCGGCGUUGCGGUCUCACCCAGCUGUGUUCGCGAGUGCCUGCUGUCCUAUGAGGCGGUGCACAAGAUCACCUACGCCUGCAGCCCAAGCAUCGCUGAACUGGUGCACAGAUGUGGAACAAGCUUACAGCAAGCUGGGCACCUGUACUACCUGGGUUGGGGGACGUUGGGCAUCGUGGCGAUGAUAGACGCCAGCGAGUGUCCACCGACCUUCGGAGCCGACAUCAAUGACGUGCGUGCUUUUCUCCAUGGGGGUUACCAAACGCUGGGAAUCAAGGAGGGUGACGUCUCAUCUAAGGGUCAACAGUUUUGCCUUUCUCAUGAGGACUUCAAGAAGAACAUCUUACCGUGCUUGACUGAUCGGGACACAGUGAUCCUUAUCUUCACUGGCGAUGACGAUCAGCUGGAAGUACGGUGCUUCGCAGAGACGAUCCGCGCCCGCUCUCCACACAUCUCAGCCAUCGUUCAUGCAUCAAGUGAGAAACAUCUAACGGGAGAACUGGAGAGUCUGUUUGCUACAAUCGUGAAAGUAACAUGGCCUACAAACAGUUCACACAAGAUGGAUCAUUACUUGAAGAUAUUCCACUGGGAGCUUAGCACAAAGUGGAUCCUGAAUGCCGCCAGCACGGGCGCCCAUGUGGCCAAGGGAAAGGUGCUCCACAACUUCAUGGUGGACCUGAAAGUCAGCAACAAGAAGCUGUUUGAGCGAGCUUUGGGAAUACUGCAGAAAUUCACAGGACAACCGCGGGAUGAGUGCCUAAAGGCCUUACUGCGAUGCAUCUAUGAAACAGAGGAGAUUUCUGAGGAGACUUGCAAUGCAGACAUUUCAAGGCACAUCCAAGUCAUUGCGCACGAAGAAAAGGUGGUGCCCACUGCCAUGGUGGCUCUGCUGUGCGACUGCUCCGUACCAGAGGCACGGAGGCUGCUGAGUGAACGCCGCGUCAUCAGAGACGCGAUUGAGCACUGCCUGGACCUCCGCAGAGAGAGGACACCCAUUGUCUCUCACCAAGCAAUGCUGGCCAAAAAGACCACGGGGUCUGAAAAGAUUUGACACAGACCAGGCCCUUCCUUAAUCAAAAAAAAUCACGGUUUUUAAGCACAGACCCAAUGGCCCAAACUGCCAGCAGUCAACUGCACUGUUGAAAGUAGAAUAGAUAAACGCUUGUAUGAGUUUCUUGAAUUGAGCAAGGUUGUUCUAAGAAACUGGCGAGAACAGACGAUGGGAGGGUAUUCCAGAUUGAGCAGUGUGAGGAAAUAAGUAUCACCACAGGAUAAAAACGUCUCAUUAACUUUCACUGUGGCAUGCUUUAAACGUUACCUUUAUAAAAUAUUAAAUUUUUUGAAAGGAGAUGAUUAUUUCCACGGUCAUGUGAUUAGGAUUGGCAGUUUUAUUUUUUACAGUGUCGGCAACUGCUGGAGUAUAAAUAUUUUAACCACUUUUAAAAUACUGUAUGUAAAAUCAGAGCCAAAGUUUAGGGAAAGUUUAAUGUAAGAUACAGUAUAACAUUGCCAUUCUUUUUAACUACAAGUUUUAAUUUUCUAAAGACCAUCCAAUGCUUAAAUCAUGUGGAUAAAAAAAAAUUCGAGUAUUUGCAACUUAUGAAAAUUAUAAAUGCUGGUUAACGGAGCAAACAAAACUGUACAAACAGGGCAGAUAACAUCAACAACAAUAAAAACGACACAAACAAGAACUGAUUUUGAAUCGAAUCACGAGAAUUAACCGAAUUGUUACCCUCACUGUUAAAUAGAACUUGGUCCAUCCCCUGAAGAUAACGUUCCCAACCACUUUGUUAAAGUUCACGUUUCUUAUUCUUUGGUUCUUUCGGUUAAGUCACGUCUAAAGAUAAAAUAAUAAAUUAAAAUAAUAGCGACGUUUCGAUUGCAACACAAGCAAUCAUUAUCAGGCAUAAAAGAAAUAGCAACAAAAAUCUAACAAAAAAACUAUAGACAGACAUACAAGCAGACAGACAUCACAAGGACACACAGAGAGAGGACGUGACUUAACCGAAAGAACCAAAGAAUAAUUCCUGCAGUCACGAAAGCUCCAAAAUUAAGAUGUUCACGUUUUUCUUAGGCAGCCCUCAUCUAAUGUAUCUCAUUGCACCAAAGACGUUUCGAAGACCAAUUAAACUGCUGCUUCUGGUUACAUUUCUUUUUAUCUCCAUACCUAAAAUGAACCUCCCUGGAUACACGCAACUUUAUUCGCCUGGUAUGCUGGAGUUCGUGGGUUCUAUCAGGAUAGAACCCAGGGUCAGGACCCUGACGCCUGUAUAUUUGGAGUCUGCACGUUAUCCCUAUGGUCGCAUGGAUUUUUCUCUGAGUCCUUCGGUUUUUCCCUCCACAUUUUAAAUUUACAGUUGAUAAGCCACUUCGUUGAUCUAUCAUUUCUGGCCAGGUCGCUUCUACAAGUGGGACUUAUCCGGUAAUUUAAAAAUGGUCUAGUUUAUUAGGGUACUUCAAGUUUAGGCAAGAUCAACAAUUUAAAUUGUGGUAAUGCAGCGGUUGGAGCGGUGCGUUACGAACCCGGCGACCCGAGUUCGAUUCCCGCUCAUGGCCAGCACCACUGACGAUGACCUCAAAUGAGUACCUGGUGCGAUGUGGAAACAAAGGCUACCCAUCACCUCGUGUGUCGUAAGUGCUUGCUAACAACAAGUCUAAGGCGAUAUUGGGGGAGCUUUGCCUUGAACUGUAUGUGUAUGAUUGUGAGUGUGGUAAACAAAUGUAAGUUAUACAAUUCAUAGCCAGUUAGUAAUUUGAAGAUAAAAUACAAUUCAGAUUUAAUCAUGGAUAAGUUCACAUUGUUUAUAAAUAGUAUGUUGAAACGGUUUUAUGGUGGUACUUUUAAGUGCAAAUGCCAAUCUAAAUACACAUUGUUACGUAACUAUAACCCACAUUUGACGCCAGCCCUUAAACAUUAAAACAUCUACAAACCAAAAGUGUGGAUUGCUUACGACAAACCUUUGCCACGAAUGCUUAUAUUCCAUCAAACUCUCAUGCAAGAGUCGGGGACACUUGUUUUAGGAUCCGCAUAAAUUUACCGUACAAUGUCCAGCGGCAACCAGGGGGCACGGGCCAGUGACAAACAUCGCGUUAACCGCAGCCGUUGAUGUCCCUCCACUGCCAACUCCACUGCUAGACGGGUGCCUUUCGCACGCUUAUUGUAAAUCACGGGGGGAUCAUUUGACCACACCUCACCACCACGCCGGUCAGCGCGCGUUGGUGAAGGUGGGGGAGGCCCACAAGCGGUUCCAAUAUCUCACUCGCCACCGAGGUGUUGCCAACUGCUGCGCCACCGCUCCACAUACGCACUGAGUGGCACACAGAUUGGUCAUCCCGGCACAGCGGUGAUCUCAACAUCACCAGCUGGGAACCCAGUAGACAUUGCCCUCACUCAUCAUAUUAGUGUUCAUAAUAAGUCACCGUUUCAAACCGUGUCAAUUCUAAGCGACCUUGGAACGGAUGAAAGCCAGUUGUUCAUAAGUUAAUUAUGUUAAGCAAAACGCUGCGAAAGGAAACAUUUUCAAAAUGUUUUUCGUAUCAUGCCCCAUUGUGUACAGUGCAGUGUCCAACCCUUAGCCACUCUGUAGCCUAUAUGUGCAAUGAAGAAGGGUCAUUGCCUGAAACGUCACCUUCGAUUAGCCCCGUUGGCUACGUACGCCGCAAACUCAUUUCAUCAUACUGUAUUUACAUAUUAUAUACGGUACUUUUCCGUUUAAGAAAAUGUUAUUAACGAAUGUAUUGAGUUGAUGUCACAUUCUGUGACGUGUGUCGAAAGAGCGAUUGUUUCCCUCGUGUUUAUGGAACAAAUGUAACGAACAAAAAUGCAACUUUUAAAUCAGUAAACGAUUUUAUUUACCAGGUAAAGGGGCCGUCCAUAAAUGACGUCACGCGAUUUUGGACGAUUUUUGACCCCCCCCCACUUCGUCACACGGCGUCACAAAGCUUUGCCCCCCCCCCCCCCCAAAUAAACAUGCUUCAAAUCGCUUUAAGCUAUUGUAAUUGUGGCGCUGCACUCUG
Lethenteron reissneri (Far Eastern brook lamprey) is the source of this 5295-nucleotide messenger RNA. It is a transcript of the gene GCKR, whose product is annotated as glucokinase regulator. The record is from RefSeq and is a predicted model, not a curated record. Gene Ontology annotation, biological process: glucose homeostasis; response to fructose; carbohydrate derivative metabolic process. Gene Ontology annotation, molecular function: carbohydrate binding; enzyme inhibitor activity; enzyme binding. Lineage: Eukaryota; Metazoa; Chordata; Hyperoartia; Petromyzontiformes; Petromyzontidae. Gene Ontology annotation, cellular component: cytosol; nucleoplasm.